This is a messenger RNA of Malaya genurostris, 10670 nucleotides long. RefSeq lists its product as uncharacterized. The record is from RefSeq and is a predicted model, not a curated record. Bases 1155 to 9161 code for a protein of 2668 amino acids. The transcript has 15 exons. Lineage: Eukaryota; Metazoa; Arthropoda; Insecta; Diptera; Culicidae. Gene Ontology annotation, biological process: regulation of transcription by RNA polymerase II.
GAAAAGAAAAUGGCCGCCGUCGCUUGUGUGUACAUCAGCACUUUGGUAGCGCUCUUGGCAUAGACGUUUUGUUUUUUCACGUAAUUUUUCACCUUCUAAGCGCGGUUCAUCGACACGAUCGUGGCGAUAGGUUUCGGUUCCGGAGUUCCAGCUGCUAUUUUUGACGGACAGAUAGUGAAAUCGAUAAAAGUUAAAACCUGCUGGUCUCCCCGAGAAAAAAAUACUCUCGACCGCAUCCGGAAUAAUUCGGUGUUACUGUGGAUUUCCAUCAGUAGUUGUUUUUCCUUGCUGAUUCGGUUCCUCUUCCUUUUGGAUGGGUCCGAGGCGCAGAAGAGUGCGCUGCUUAUUUCGCCACACCGAGUGAAGUAUCAAGCAGAAUUUCAUAUUUUCCAGUGCUUCAGCCUCAUGCGUUCGAUUUAUUUUUCGUUUGAUUCGAGAGAAUUGAAUGUGAGUAGAUUGCUUACGAGACGGUAACGGUGGUGUGGAGAAAAACCCAACAACAAUAGUAACAACAGCAGUAGUAGCAGCAAGCAGAAGAAGAAAACGGCGAAUUUCUGUGCCUACUUUGCUAUUGGGAGGAUGAAGUGCAGAAGCUGAUUCCGGGCGGAUUUCUUCCUUUUAGUUUACUUUCGCAGUUCUUGAAACAAUCGCACGUUUCAUCCGUGGAAUGAUGAGCUCUGCAUAUUCGGCCGACAAAGUGAUAGUGUCAUGAUUGUGCAAGUAAAUUUCUGUAAAUAGCUGUGCAUAGUAGGCGAUAAGGAAAAAGUUGGAGAAGAGAAAAAAUAGUGAUUAUUUCUAAACCUAGUAGCUUUGACUGACGCAUGAAAUAAUUCGUUUGAGUUAUCUGUUGUUGUAAAUACACGAAAAAUCAGUCAGUCUUGAUGAAGAAAAGAAAAAAAAUAGUGUGUUCUGGUGAUGAGAAGUGAAAUUUUCUGCAAUGUGAAAUUAAAGCUCAACAGCGAAAAGUAUAGUGAAAAAUAGCAGAAGAAAGUGAAAAUGUUGUGAAUAUUCGCUUGCCAGUGUGGUUUUUAAAUUUGGCAGCGAAGCUAGUAAGCAAGCAUUAAUUGUGAAGUGGUUCUGAAGGAAAGCAAAUCAUUUCUACCAACCAACUGUGUGUGAACAACUACGGAAAAAUAUGCUGACUUCGGAAUGAGAUGGAAGCGGCUAUACGUUCAGUGCAGCAGGUUGGGCCACCAGGCCAGAGGGCCGACACUGGCCCAUCGCCGCAGCCUCCUCCAACGAUGUCAUUUCAACAGCGUGUGCCACCAGGUGCUGCGCAAAUUCAUAGAUCUGUUGAGUCCGUGCAAAGUUACAGCAAAGGUGGUUCAUCGCAGUCUCAAUCCGCUCCUAGAUCGGCAGCUAGUCCUCUAUCACCACCACGACCCGGUCCGGGAACGGGGGCCGCGAGCUAUCCACCAUUUGCCGGAGCGCCUGCCCGUGAGGCACCCCUUAGAUAUGUACAGAACAACUCGUACUAUCGGGAAAGUCCUUACACUCGAGUGUCACAGGUACCACAGAUCGCAGAAUACCAUCGACAGGUACCGGUUGUUUCGGUAUCUAGUAGUAUACCUGCACCAAUUAGUAUAUCAAAUUCCAUGGAGCCAGUACAACAACAAUCAACCCGACCCCGAAUAUCCCUGCUACCCCACAAUCCCGAUUAUCCGCAAGCGCGGAUUCAGCAACCAACGGAUAACGGCCCUCCUGCAUUUAAGAAGAUUCGUUUGAACGAAAACAGUCAACCUGCGCAAUCCCUCCUGAAUGUUGAUACACGUGAUCCACCGGCGUCAUCCGGUGCGUAUCAUCCCCAGGUGGAGGCGAUCUCACCAACGCUACCAAGUGAUCCGACUGAAGAGCUCCGAGCCACCAAGGAUGAUUUGCUACAACAAAUAGCCAAGGUGGACAUGGAGAUCGAUAAAGCGGAGAAGACGAUCAAUAUGCUGAAGAAGAAGCAGGAAACGCUCGAAGAGGCUUCAGCGAAACCAGCCGUUGAAGAAUGUGCCGCCGAAGCGCAGCCCAAGCACCGUAACUUAGCGCAGCAGAUCUAUGCCGACAAUCGAAAACGAGCAUCGACAGCUCAUGCUGUAUUAAGUGCACUUGGUACUGCCACCGAUCUGCCCCUGUACAAUCAGCCGUCCGAUGCGGAUAUUUGCCGCGAAAUACAGGAACGACAUAAAACGUUCAAACAGCAUCUGCUACUGCAUUUCAAACGGAUAAAAUCCGAACGGGCAGCUAAACAGGUAGAACUGACUGAACGAUACGCGCAGUUAUCGCAAGACUGGUCCAAACGUGUAGAUAAGAUGGAAGCUAGUGCAAAACGGAAGGCGAAGGAUGCGAAAAACCGGGAGUUUUUCGAGAAGGUAUUUCCCGAGCUUCGAAAGCAAAGGGAAGAUAAAGAGCGAUUUAAUCGUGUAGGUUCUAGGAUUAAAUCCGAAGCCGACCUUGAAGAAAUCAUGGAUGGUCUUCAAGAGCAGGCGAUGGAGGAUAAAAAAAUGCGUUCAUAUGCUGUGAUUCCACCUUUAAUGUUAGACUCCAGACAAAGAAGGCUAGUGUUUAAUAAUGAAAAUGGAGCGCUAAUAGAUAUGGAAACAGAAUUCAAGGAACGGUUAAAUUUAAAUGUGUGGACGGCAGGAGAGAAAGAAAUUUUUCGGGAAAAGUUUUUGCAACAUCCGAAAAACUUCGGCAUGAUUGCAGCCAGCUUGGAUCGGAAAAGUGCGCAGGAUUGUGUGCGAUAUUACUACCUCAGUAAAAAGGCGGAAAACUAUAAGCAGUUGUUACGAAAGUCUAGGCAGCGGACGCGAAGUUCAAGAAAUAUACAGAAAUCCAAUCAAAAUCAGACACAGAGCAUAGUAGAUGCAUUAACAACUGGUGUUACAACAAGCCUAUUUUGCAGACUACAACGUGAACAACAACAAAAGACUGUAGGCCGUGAUCGUGCCGCGAAUUCAACAAAUAGUUCAAUAGGAAAUAGUUCGGCAUCUAAUGUCACAACAAAUUCAUCUUCAAAUAACACUAAUAACAAUAAUAGUAGCAGUAAUAGUUGUAGCAGUAGUGCAAGUAGUAUUAGUGCGAGUACGUCUAUAUCUAGUACAGCAACAGCAUCUGCGACAGCUACAAGUUCCGUGAGUACUGCUCCUGCAUCCAGUAUGGUAAUAUCUUCGGCAUCUCCUCCACUGGGAAUCAUCUCGACGCCUCCAACGACUACGUCAACAACUACGACUGGUGUAAGUAAUAGUACUUGUAACGUAGACAGUGGUAGUGGUGGUACCAGCAACAACAGUAGUACUGCUAACGUAAACAGUAGUACAUCCAAUGCCAACACCACAAUUGAUGGAAGUGAGACUGUCGAAGGUGCUGUCAAAGACGAGACUUGCAAAGAUAAGCAAACAGCUGGUUCUGAAACGCCUGCAAUGUCUCUAUCUGCUGCUUCAACUUCAACGACGAACACUGUAUCUAGUACUUCUACGACUGCCACUGCGCCCACAAAUUCGCCGCUCAUGACCGCAAGUUCACCGCGAAGUGCAACACCAUCUUCCGUGCUGUCAUUAUCGGUUACAUCAUCGUCCUCGCCGACUCCAUCUGCACCCAGUAUAUCUACAGUGUCGUCAAGCAUAGCAACUGCAACGUCAACACUGUCGAAUAUUUCAUCCAAUGCCACAGUAUCAUCUGUUUCAUCUAGUAUCAUCAGCAGUAUCAGUACCUUGUCCACGAGUGUCAGUGCAUCCGUGUCUAGUAGCAACAGUGAAAGCAGUAGCAUUAGUAGCUGCAUCAAUAGCAACAGCGGUAACUUGUCGGGGGUUACUACCGUGGAGACAUCUUUUGUACCUAAUAUUAGCUCUAGUAUAUCCGCAAUUCCGCUGAAUGGCGUGAAAACGGAUGUACUGAAUUCGGCCACAACUACCGUAACGACUACACAAAUUCCGUUAAAUAACAGAUACUGCACUAGCAAUAAUAUCAACGCGAGUGUAAAUAGCGUGAAUUCGUCUAUGGCUAACUCUGUUGCUGGUAGCGGCGGAAACGUCAUGGCUCACAGCGGCUCGGUACCAGUUACGCUUACUGCAGCAGCUCCAGGCAAAAUAAACUUGUCCACAUCGAUACCUCCCAGCUCCCAAUCGCAAAUGCAUUUACAGACAUUACAGCAGCAUCCGAACGCUGUGAUGUUUAACAACACAAGUACACCGAAAAAUUCCUCUGCAACGUCGUCAAUGGACAUAAUCAUCAAGGAUAUCACGCUGGGGUCAGUUGUGGCUAGUGUGGUGAACAGCAAACUCGGUGUGAAGGACAAUCUACUCAAAGAUGAACUGGAUCCAAGUGAGUCCAAAAAGAGGCGGAUAGAGUUGGAUGGAGUCAAAGAUGACAGUUCCACUGUUGAUGGGAAAGACAAGGGGAACACGUUACACUCAUGUUUCGUGUGCAAGGCCGAGAUGUGUCCCCGUACACGGCCACUGGAACGUGGUCGGGGGGCGCAGUACGGCAUACCGGAAGAGGCGAUACCGCCGGGGGCGCGCGUUUGCAACACGUGUCAAUGCAAGUCGGUAAAAUCGAGGUACGAUUCGCAAUACUAUUCACCUACCGCUACACCGCAGGGUUUGAUACUGAACGAUCAAUCCGUCCAUUCUAGAUACACGAACUGCCCCUUGCCGACGUGUCCGAAUCCAAAAGAUAGGGUGAAACGAUUCCGAAAUCUACCGCCGCGUCUCUUUGAACUUUCACCGGAGAUUCGCGAUCCGAUUAUCCAAGAGCUGCAGAUUCCUUCAAAUGUGACAAAAUGCUGUUCGGCCUGUUUGACUCGUAUUCGUCGAAAAAUGGGCCCCCACCUGCUGGGAACAAACCUCACAGACGAAGAAGUGGCACGAAUGAAGAAACUGUUACAAGAAGUUGGUCCCAAAUGGAAUCAGCUUGCUGAGUCCUUAGGCAAGACAUCUGUCGCUUUGAAAAGUUUCUAUUUCCAUUACAAAAAGAAAUGCGGUUUCGAUCUGGCUGUAACGGAAUAUUACAAGCAACAUCCGGGUGAAGAUCGUCGACCGGCAAUGACCGAUGGUGAUGAGUCUGAUAUGAGUACUUCAUCUUCGGAUGAUCGAGAUGGAAGUAGCGAUACAACGGCAUCCGCCGAGAGCCCGAACAACUCGGUUCCACUGAAUGUUACGAAAGAAGAAAUUACUAGCGUUCCCGAAACGUUAGCGCCGCCUCCAUUAACAAAGAAUUUUGAAGAUGACAGGUUAUUACCACCGGGACAGCCACCUCGAAAGCAGAGACUAACGGAAGAGUAUGAUAGCUCAGCUACCGAAACGGCGGAUGAGGAAAACGAGACCUCUCCGGCAAAUCGUCAAAGUCCUAAGGUACAUUACCCUCCAAUAGGUGGUGUGAAUCCCGUUAUUUCUGUGCACCACAGCUCGAUACAGAAUGGUCCUCGUGGUAACGAUGUCAGCUCACCUCAAAAUGUGCGAGAUGUUGUGCUGAAUGUGAUUGAACGAUCUCUGAAAUCCAAUACAAUGCCCAGCUCUGGAAAGCCACCCCCAAUGAAAUCUAUAAAUGAACUGUCGUUCUCGUCACGAGAUUAUCGAGAUUUGUCCAAGGGUCCCCCAAUGCAACGACCACCAUCGGAGGGAAUGGCUACGUUAUCUGUAGUGAAUUCACAUGGGCACGUUCAGCCUCAAAUUAUAUCCCAUCAUUCACAUCCAAUAAGCUCCCAGAUCCAAGCCACCAUUACCCCCGUUCCGCAGCAGCCGACGCAGCCAAUGACGCAAACGCAGUCAAUUCCGCCUCCAUUGCAGCAGCAACCGCCACAAUCGCAAUCACAGUCUGGCCAUUUGUCCCAGCAACCUCCACAGCAAUCGGUUACUUCGAGUGGUCACGAUAAGGAUAUUUCCGUGGUUUAUCUUCGCGAGGAACCUCAGACACUUGACUUGAGUAUCAAGAAACAGCGUGAUAAUUUCCCUCCUCCUGCACAUAACAGCAAAAUGUCGAGUACAUCUUCACAGCAAGCUCCACUUCCCCCACACUCUUCCAGUGCUAACACGGUAACUGUGUAUCGUACGGAAAAUUUUCCGCCGCCAAGUCAUCAACAGCAACCACAAAACAUUCCAACGCAUGGUGGACCGUACGGGUUGGGUUAUCAUAGUGAUUCGAUGGGUCGUCCUACAAAAUCACCAUCUGGAUAUAUUACAACUGUACCGGGAGGACCACCGAUUUCUCUAAGCCAGGGAGGCCCUUCAAAUCAGUCAUCUUCUGUCAUUGGUCGCGGUCAGAUAUCUCAGCAAACAAUUUCUCUGACUCCGCCUCCUAAGAAGCAAAAUGUUCCUAAAUUAAGCCCCAAAAUGCAACAUCAAGUGCAAUCGACCAUGCAGCAGCCACCGCCACAGUCACUGGGACCCAAAGGUUCGAUUACCCACGGCACAUCGGUAAACGCUGCUGGUCAACAAAUAAUCGUGCAAGGUCAAACGACACUGAGUCCACGUUAUGACAACAUGCUUCGACAAACGCCUCCAUCGUCUAACGAUAAGCACGGUUCUAUUACCCAAGGAACGCCACUCCAUGCUUCUGCUCACGCACUGCCAGAUAAGCGUGCAGCCUACGAGUACAAAUCCUACAAUAACCGGCAAAGUCCGGCACAGGUAUCCCAGCCUCCAACACAAGGAAGUCCUCAGGCACCACAGUUCACGUAUACCAGAACAGCACCAGCAUUUACCCUCGAACCACAACAACUAAGCUCCCGACAAAUCAUAAUGAACGAUUAUAUAACCUCACAGCAGAUGCACGGUCAGUCUCAAGGACGGAACACCGUCAACGCCGGAAAUCGCCCGGAAAAAGAAUCUCCUUCUCCUCGAAGCGUUCCGAACAUGAACUCCCAGGCCGCCUUGUUGUAUGCCGUUGCCGAACGAGAGCGUAGCUCCAGGCCGGAAUAUCUGAGCCGAGCAUCUCCUGCCGAUCACGUCAAUAGGGUGUCACCUGUUUUCAGUACUCCUAGUCCACAUAGGACACCGCCUCCACCGCAGCGCCAAGGUGUAAUCCAACGACACAAUACGGGUGGUAAUAGCGGAAGUACCAGUGGAGGACCUGGAUCGAAACCACCGAGUCCGGCACCGAAUCGUUUACACCUGGUACCUCCACCACAUCAUUACAUGCAAGGUCACGACGCAUUUACAUCGCUGGUUGAUCUAGCGGUACAACAGCAACCGAUGACUGUGCCGCACAAAGACGACAAACGGCAAUCAAUUAUCGAACAACAGGCUCCACCACCGCCACCCACGCAUCACGAUAUUAGAUAUCAUCCAGCGACAAUGAUUCAGAUUCAUCAUCAGCAACAACAGCAACAACAACAGCAACAACAACAGCAGCAACAACAAGCAGCUGCCGCCGCAGCUCAACAUCAACAGCAACAGCAACAUGCGGCUGCUGUUGCUGUGGCCGCCCAACAACAGCAUGCAGCAGCAGCGGCGGUUGUUGCAGCCCAGCAGCAACACGCGGCAGCUGCUGCAGCCCAGCAUCAGCACCAGCAGCAGCAACAGCAUCUCCAGAGACAACAACAGAUGGAUCUACAACGCCGUCAGCAGUCACAACUUCAUCCAUCGUUACAGCAUCCAUCAGUUGUGGCCUACAGGGAGCAGCAGAUGGAACGUGAGAUGAACUACCGCGAAAGACUCGAACGAGAACGCACGUUAGUCGAAAGAGAACGCGAGCGAGAUCGUGAGAGGGAACGAGAAAGGGAACGCGAACGAGAGCGCGAACGUGAAAGAGAACAGCGAGAACAGCGUGAUAGACAGCAACGGGAACGGAUGGCUCAUCAGGAGGAAGAGGAGCGUCGUAGAAAACACUACGAUAUGAUCAAUGAAAGGAUAGAGCGGCCUUUGGAAUCACUCGGAAUGCGCCAAUCUUCGGACGGCUCGCUUACUGCAGCUAAUCUGAUCGAUGCGAUUAUUACCCAUCAAAUCAAUCAAACAGCUUCUGAACCUCCGAUGCCGCCCAACCGUGACAUGCACCGUCCUCCAUAUUUCCCACCACGAGAUCAUCGGCCAUCAUCAAUAAGCGAAAACAAUGGAAAGUCUCACUCACCCAAUGUGAUAAACAUCGAUGUGGAUUCCGAACCCGUCCGAACGAAAAAUAUCACCAUUGGUGAACUGGCGGAAAGUAUCAUUGCCAAGGAUUAUUCUCCGAACCCAAAUCCGUUCCUGCAGAUGCGUCCUUCGAUGAUUUCCAUGCCACUCGAUCCGUCUAUGAUGGCUGCUUCAGAUGCGUGGAAGUAUCGUCGGUUGCCACCAGGAAAGAAGGAUCAACUAGCUCAUGGUCAGCCUCCUUCUUCUCAGCAGCAACAGCAACAGCAACAACAACAACAACAACAGCAGCAAGUGCAGAUGCAAGUGCAACAAUCACAGCAAGGACCUCCCGGCCACCAGUAUAUACAUUCUCAGCAGCAGUCUUCGAAUAAAGGACCGGGCAGAUCGACACCCGAUGAUCGCCAUAUUAUUCGAAUGGCUCAGUCACCGGGUCCGCGGAAUAAAUUUCACGAGUCCGUCUCGCCUGACACACACUUUUUUCAUCCAGGUGCUCCACUCAGUCGGGGUCCACAAGAUUUUGCUCUAGAUUGCUAUGUGAAGAAUCGAAUAGUUGAAGCGAUGCGAACCGAAGAUGACAAGCGCGGUGAUGAUGGAAGAGACCUACAAUCGUCUAGGAAUCCAUCGCCGGCACAACACGGACCUCCGCCGGCCCAUCACAACAAGGAUCACGAUCGUAGCUCAACUCCAGUAGAUAUGAUAAUUGACGAAGAAACUGGUCGACCAACAUCCGGUAAUAAUCCGCAUCGGCCGCCUUCUCAACAACUGCCACCGCAUUCACAACCACAAGGAGUAAUGCACAACUCCAUUCACUCUUCUCCUUACAUAAGUAGCCAACAAGGCCCGCAUCCUUCCUCUUUUGCGUACUAUCCAUAUAGUGCGUUAACUGUUUCCGGUGGCCCCGUUGUUGGUGGUUUAGGUCCUCCGGUUCCGCCACCAAAAACAACACUGAUUGUACCAACCCUUGGAGGUGGUAGUGGUGGUAUGAUGUCUCAAUCUAACAGUGGUGGCAUGGGAGGAAUGAAUGACGACCGUCAUUCAUCAUCAUCCGCAUCCAUUGAACCAAAACCCCUACUAUCCGCUCAGUAUGAGGCACUUAGUGACGAAGACUAGAGAGAAAUGGUACGUACGUCAAACGUCAGCGUCACUUUGACAAAGAUCGUAAAUAUACAAACACAAGACACAAGAUGCAUUCAGUAUGAAGUCUAUCUCAUGCUACACUUGUAAUUUAUUAUAAAUAUUAAUUAUAACACAGAAGAGUAUGAUAAUAAAUACUAAAAUAUGAAGAAUAAUUAUCUACGCAAAGAUAAAAAUGUAUUCAAACAAAUGAAAAAGUUAGAACACUUUAAAACUGAUAAAAAUGCAGUAAAAGCUAGAGAUAUACAACGAGAAUUAUUAUUAAACAAAAUAAAACCAGAGGAAGAUACAUAACUUUAUCGACUACACCAUGCAGCAUAAAAUCUAUCCUGUAAAAUCAUCAGCAGAAUAUCUUAUUCAGCAGUCGAAAAAAUGAACAGAGUUUAAUGCGCUUAACCCUUCAAAGAAAUAUUCCCGGUUAGAGAAAAAAUACACACACACGCAUGCAGUAAUGGUCAAAUUUUGGUUAAAAGCUGGAUGGUAGGUAUCGGUCUCUGAGAGAAAGAGAGAAAUAUAAAAGUAUACAUACGGUGUCAUUGUUGUGUGUGUAGCAAACAGACAAGUAAUCUUCACGUAAUAUUCGAGAAUGUUUUAAUGUGUUUAAUGAAACAAACCAUAAUGUAGUCGUGAAGAGCUACAUGCAGGAAGGAGAUAGAAAGCUUAACCGUAGCACAGAAAAAAGAAAGAGUUAAAUUGUACGAGCUUGUUCGAGAAGCUAUAGCAAAACACAAAUAAAUUUAAUAAGAAAAAAAAACAAGAUUAGUUUGUCUAAUUCAACUAAUCCUGGAAAAUUACCAACACAGUAAAAGCCAACUACGUCUAAGGCUGUCUUGAGUUUCCACCUAAUAGUUUUGGAUUCAAGAUUCAGAUCUUUACUUUCAAAGUUUGGUUAUGCUGAUGCAGCUGAAUGAAUGUAAAGUUACGAGUAUAGUGAAACACUUUGCGAGUAUAGUGAAGUGAAGUUAGGGCAGUAUAAGAUCGGUGAUUAGGAAUGCGUAACUAUAACAAAUCAGACCCGUUAUGACCCGUUUAUAAAUAUAAACUGCUGAGAUUACCGCGCUGUACAACAAUACACGGAUGAAAUACGCAUAGUGCAUCAAGGAAAAAAAAAGUUAUUAAGUACAUGAAAAUGAGAAAAAUGUGGUAAUAUUGAUUUAUGUUCUCUAUAAGAAAAUGCAUGUAAUUAUAUUAUUGUCAAGUUUAUUAAUGAUAGUUCUCAAUUUUUAAGUUACUACUUAAAAGAAAAAUGGAAGGAAAACUAAUGAUUGAUUGAUUGCUGAAAAUAUAAAUUUAGUUAGGUAGACAGAAAAAAAUUAGGGCGUAUUAUGGCAUAAGAGAGAAUAAAUAAUUAAGGUUAUGUAAACAUUGUGUUAAGCUUUUUUUAGUUUGUAAUUAUUUUCCUUAUUUUUCUAAAAAAAAGUAUAUAUUAACACGAAUGCAAAAAUUAAGCAUUAAGUGAAUAAAAUAUAAAAUAAAUCAAAUUGA